AUGAAGUGGGUGAUGUGGAGCUAUUCGUUGCCAAGCGCGCAGGGGUCAAGUGCUCGGUGGUCCGCAGAAAAGUCCGCACGCGAGGAAUCUUUGCGGUUGAGCUUUGCGACUUCACGACCACACGCACGAACACGAACACGGCCAGCACGUACACAUCCACCCGCCGUCCUCACUUGCCAAUACCGCAGCCAUGCAUCUCAUGUUCGUCCCCGACCCGCAGAACCCGGCCAAGCGCAUCUACACGCUGAAGAAAGUCAUCGACGGCGAGGUCAGCAAGAGCGCGCAUCCCGCUCGUUUCUCGCCCGACGACAAGUACUCGAGGCACAGGGUCACCAUCAAGAAGCGCUACGGAUUGCUCUUGACCCAGCAGAAGAACAAGGUUGCCGAGCGAUCGUAGACAACCAUGUGGUGAAAGCUUGAGCAGAUGGCGUUUUAGGGCGUAUGGGCGAAAGACUUGAGGAAAAGCUACGGCGGCGACCUUAUCAUGUGUGUGGUCUAUUCGAGAGCAAUCAACAAGUUCCAAGA
Messenger RNA from Parastagonospora nodorum SN15, 525 nucleotides. RefSeq lists its product as hypothetical. Bases 1 to 420 code for a protein of 139 amino acids. NCBI's taxonomy places the organism in Eukaryota, Fungi, Ascomycota, Dothideomycetes, Pleosporales, Phaeosphaeriaceae. The transcript has 3 exons. The record is from RefSeq and is a predicted model, not a curated record.